Molecule: messenger RNA, 3318 nt
Organism: Macroventuria anomochaeta
Lineage: Eukaryota; Fungi; Ascomycota; Dothideomycetes; Pleosporales; Didymellaceae
Product: SNF2 family helicase/ATPase-like protein
Exons: 4
Coding region: 1-3318 (1105 amino acids)
Cellular component (GO): cytoplasm
Molecular function (GO): ATP binding; ATP-dependent chromatin remodeler activity
Source: RefSeq, a predicted model, not a curated record
AUGGGCGAUGACUCGCUGUAUGGCGCGAAUUCACCUACAUAUUCACUCGCCGUGCAGCAGUGGAUAGACGAGUCACAUGAUCCCGCCAACAACCACUUCACUCAAGCAACACCCUACGGCCUAUUACCUGGCACUGCUUUUCCUGACACCGCGCUAACGCUACUUUCUCCAGCUGAACAAGCCGCGCAGCAGAACCAGACACCACCGGCAACCCCUCGCUUUGACCCUGCAGUGCUCCUCAACCCAAAGUCAGCACCGAAGCGACCAGCAUCCUCGUCAGAAGGAAGCGAGCGCAGCCGCGCCGUCCCCAACAGUGCCGGUCAAGUAUCGCUUGUAGAGCGCCUGCACAACGUUCAAGAGCGCGCCGCGUCUCCAGCAAAGCGUGUCAAGACGGCCGAAGAGCAGCAGCGCAAGAAGAAGUCUUCGAACGGUGCUCAUUUCGGUGGCGGCAGUGCUCUUGACUUAAACAAGAACGGGAACACUCCUGUACCUCCACCCGCCCAGGUCGACCUCACGAUGAGCGAUGAUGACGAAGUUGAGGUUGUCCAGGACAACAUGUCCCAAAUGAUCUGCAUUGGCAAGGUCGAGCAGGCAUACAUUAUGAUGCAUACUGUGCCAUUUCCCGAUACGAAGAAGUACAUCGGCAACCACGGCGCGCUGGGCAGAAUCAAAGUGGCCUUUCGGAGAGCCGGUCAACGAUCCGACAUCGCAAUUCUCGUCACAGACGCUGCGGGCAAGGAGUUUGGCAAGGUCGAUGGCAAGACUGCGCAAGCCAUCGUUCCGCUCAUAGAUGGUGCUAAGAGUAAUGGCAUGAUGUGGAUGGCUUGGACUGACCCACGCAAGCGAUCGGGAGGUGAACCCACUACACCCGGAACCCAACACCAUACGCUCAUAUCGAUGACUCUGCAGUUGUACUGUCCGCGCAAGAACGCUCACGGCAUCAGCAAGUACCUAAAGAACAAGAACGCAAAGUUGACGAGGCCGCAAUGGGAGCUUGAUAGGUACGACUACUUCAACCCACAAACGCAGGAAGCCGCUACGAGAGUCCAACUGCAGCAUCCGACUCUUGAUGCCCACACAAACAUGCGUGCAGGCCAUGCUUCGGCCAUGUCAAUGGCCAACUACGUUCUGCGUAGCGUCGACGAAAUUCGCGACGACGUUCAGAACGUGUUCGACUCUGUUGUUGGCAGUUCAGAAGAAGUACCCAUACGCGAACCGUCUUCACACAUCAAGACCGAGCUCUACCCUCACCAGAAGCAGGCCCUACACUUCAUGUGGAACAGGGAGCAAGAACUUACUGGCGAAGAGGGUGACAGAUCUGAUCCGCUUUGGAAGCCACGUUAUCUCGACAACGGCCGUAAGAAGUUCAUCCAUGUCAUCACCGGUCUGGAACAGGAAGAGAAGCCCAAGCCUUGUCGAGGUGGCAUUCUCGCAGAUGAAAUGGGUCUGGGCAAGACACUCAGUGUCCUCUCUCUUGUUGCUGACAAUUCUUCCAUCAAGGAUUCUCGAGAGUUUGCGACAAAGAAGCCUCCGCGGAACCAGGACAACAACGCAUCAGCCAUUCAACCAGUCAUCAACAGUCGAGCCACUCUUCUUGUCUGCCCUCUUAGCACAAUGACAAACUGGAAAGAGCAGAUCAAGGACCACUUCCCUGCCGGCAGCGCACUCAAGUGGACGCGCUAUCAUGGCAGCGAGCGAUUCGACGUGAGACCGAAUGAGUUGGCAGACAACGACAUCGUCGUCACCACCUAUCACAUCAUCGCCAAAGACAUGCUUGACAGGAAGCGUGCACUACCUUACAUCAACUGGUUUCGCAUCGUAUUAGAUGAAGCCCACACCAUUCGCAACCCUACGGCGCAGUCGAAGGCUACAAUCGCGCUCCCAGGACAGCGGCGAUGGGCAGUCACCGGAACCCCUGUUCAGAACCGUCUUGAGGAUCUUGGUGCGCUGUUCAAUUUCAUCAAGCUGAAUCCCUUCGACUCAACUUAUGGCUUCAACCUCUACAUUCUCAGCCCGUUCAAGGCCGCCGAUCCAGAAGUCAUUCCCAAGCUACAGCUUUUAGUCAGCACAGUCACCAUCCGCCGGACAAAGGAAAUCAUCAAGAACGAAGUGCCGGGACGCAAGGACAUGAUUGUCAGGCUGAAGUUCUCCAAGGCCGAGCAGCAGCUUCACGACUGGUUCGAGAAGGAUACACAGCGCAAGGUUAAUGCCGUCACAACAGGCGACAAGAUGGGAGGCCACUCAUACGCACGCAUUCUGACGGCUAUUCUCAACCUUCGACUCAUCUGCGCUCACGGUCGUGACCUGCUGAGCGAAGAGGCAUUGAAGACAACAGAUGGCAUGUCGUCCGAUCAGCCUAUGGAGAUUGGCGACGAGGAAGAAGAGCUGCCAUCUCUUACACGACAACAGGCUUACGAGAUGCUCGACAUGCUCGGACAGACUAGCGCGGAUCUGUGCGCCUACUGUCACAAAUCUGUCUUCAACGACGUCGACACAGAUGAUGAGGACGAGGACGGCGACCCCCCUAACCUGAUCGGCCACAUGACGUCGUGUUAUCACGUUGUCUGCCCGAAGCACACGAAGAAGCUGAGAACAGACUUCACCAACAACAGGAGCGAGGAUGGCAUGGUUAGGUGCCACUUCUGUGAGGACAGGGUCAAGCCCUCCUUGUUUGAAUUAAAUCGCAACGACUACCAAGAUUUCUGCGACGAGCGCGACAAGAUGCGCAAGGACCCCAAGCUCUCCAAGAAGAUCAACAGUUACGCGGGCCCGCACACAAAGACCCAGGCUUUGCUCAACGACCUAGCGGAGUUCCACGCGUGGAGUCACGAUCAUCCUGACGAGCGCCCGAUCAAGAGCGUCGUAUUCUCCAGCUGGACAACCCACCUCGACCUCAUCGAAAUCGCUCUCAAAAACCACUCGCACACCUACGUCCGCCUCGACGGCCGCAUGUCCCGCGACGCGCGCGACAAAUCCAUGCGCGUCUUCCGUGAAGACCCGUGCAUCCGCGUCAUGCUCGUCUCGAUCGGCGCCGGCGGCUUGGGCCUCAAUCUGACCACCGCCAACAAAGUCUUCAUGAUGGAGCCCCAGUUCAAUCCUGCUGCUGAAGCGCAGGCUGUGGAUCGCGUGCACCGCUUGGGCCAGGACAGGGAGGUUACGAUUAAGAGGUUCAUUAUGGAGAAGAGCUUUGAGGAAAAGAUGUUGGUUCUGCAGGGCAAGAAGAAGGCGCUUGCGGACCUGACGAUGGCGAGGGGGAAGAGGAGUAAGGGGGAGGAUUCGAAGAGAAGGCUGGAGGAGUUGAGGAGUUUGUUCAGAUGA